AUGGCAUCUUCCUCGCACGAUUUCGACGAUGGUGGAGGUGACGAUGCCUCGUUGUUGCAAGUUGACCCCCGCACGGAGAUCAAAAGCCUCAUCAGGAACGUCAAGACUCCUGAGUCCUUCGCGUUCGGCUCGAGCCUGCUCGCUCCUUCUCCAAAGCUCACCGUGCAAGGUCUCGGGAGCAUCUCCCUGCCCCUGAGCAACGAAGACGUGGGCACGCUGAGGGGUGCCGCCGAGCGCGCACCGUUCGGUCAUGGAGCAGAGACGAAGGUGGACGAGAGCGUGCGUCGGGCGUGGCAGAUCGACGGCUCCCUCCUCGGGCUCUCGAACGAGUUUGCUCCAAGCCGUGGGGAAGAAGUACGCCUUGCACGCUGCGGAAAAGCUGGGGCUGAGAGCCAAGGCCUUGGGCGUGGAGGCCAGGCUGUACAAGCUCGUGAUGGUACACCUCGGUACUAG
Molecule: messenger RNA, 453 nt
Organism: Ectocarpus siliculosus
Lineage: Eukaryota; Phaeophyceae; Ectocarpales; Ectocarpaceae
Source: the annotation of a GenBank genome assembly